Peromyscus californicus insignis is the source of this 3131-nucleotide messenger RNA. RefSeq names its product forkhead box H1 (gene Foxh1). The record is from RefSeq and is a predicted model, not a curated record. The transcript is spliced from 4 exons. Bases 1224 to 2327 code for a protein of 367 amino acids. Lineage: Eukaryota; Metazoa; Chordata; Mammalia; Rodentia; Cricetidae. Gene Ontology annotation, biological process: regulation of DNA-templated transcription. Gene Ontology annotation, molecular function: DNA-binding transcription factor activity; sequence-specific DNA binding.
GUCCCGGGAGAUUGGUUGAUACUAUGGAAGGUUUUUCCGCGCUCUGUUCAGUGGCAUGAAUAUACUGGCAUCUCGGGUGGGGCAGGAAGGGCAGGAAGUGUUCAGGUGUUCCCGGAAGGGUGAUCUCUAUCCUGGUCUUUGAAAGACAGGUUGGAGUCUUUCCUUCAAAGCAGAAGCAUCGUCGGUCAAAGGAGGGAACAGCGUAUCCCAGAAGAUGGGCAGCAGUUUGCAUGAUGGUUGGGCCCUAGGACACUAUGGUCAGGGAGAAGCGGCCAGGAUGUGGACCUUUGGAUGUCGGACCAAGAAGCCAGGCUUUAGCCUGGAAGCAAGGAAGGACCAGUGGAAAGAGGAGACCUCAGACGUGUCUGCUGACAGGGCUGAGGCCAGCGGUAUUUGCCUGGCGAGACACAGGAACUCUCAGCUAGAGCCCUGAGAACGGAAAGCAGAGGGGCAGGAGGUGAUAGGAUUCCAGGGGAAGGCAGAUGAGAACUGAAAAAAAAAAAAAGUCUGGGAUAAGAACGCAACUCAGCCAGGAGUAGGACAGUCAGGAGAAGGGAAGUCCCACUACAUCCCCCCCCCCCUACACACACACACACACACAACACACACACACACACACUGUUCCCUCCUGCACUCAUGACUGUGCCUUCCUUGGUACCAGCAAGGGUCCCGGUCCAGUCCUUUGAUGGUAUAAUGAGAGGUUGCCCAGGAAAAGGUGAAAUCUCAAAGUGGCUAGUGCUGAUGUCGGUCUGGGACCACUGACUCUGGCACCAACCUCUGCUGUCAGUGCCAGGAUUUAGACCCUCAGUGCAGACCUGCCCAGGGGGAACUUGGGUCACAUUUAGAACAUAGAUGGUGACGGGGCUCAAGGGUAGAGCUACCGGUUAGAUGGCCAAAGAAGAGGUAGGGCCCACAUGGGCUCCUGUAGCAUACUCCUGGAAAAAUAACUUAAGUCUCUGUCGGUCCCUUGUUUAUGGGGACAUGCUGUAUGCCUUUUUGAUCCAGGAAGUUGUCCCUCACUCCAUCUGCCCAUCUGUCCGUCCUCCAUCCCCAGUCAAGUCCUGGGCUGCAGACCCCCAACCUAAGAAUGAUAAAGAAAGGAGGGACUGGCCUGCCUGUCCCAGCAUGGCUUCAGGCUGGGACCCAACCUCCACACACGGUCUGGUCUGUCUGCCCUGAGCCCCCCGUAAGGCCAGACUCCGGCCCAGGGCUGCCUCCCUUGCAUGGAGCCUUGCGGCAACUCUCAGCUGAGACCUCCAAUGGCAGAGUCUCCCCCCAAGAGGAGGAAGAAGAGAUACCUGCGGCAUGACAAGCCCCCCUACACCUACUUGGCCAUGAUCGCCUUGGUAAUUCAGGCCUCGCCCUUCCGCAGGCUGAAACUGGCCCAGAUCAUCCGUCAGGUCCAGGCAGUGUUCCCCUUCUUCAGGGACGACUAUGAAGGCUGGAAGGACUCCAUCCGCCACAACCUUUCUUCCAACCCGUGCUUCCGUAAGGUGCCCAGGGACCCUGCAAAGCCCCAGGCCAAGGGCAACUUCUGGGCCGUGGAUGUGAGCCUGAUCCCAGCAGAGGCGCUGCGUCUUCAGAACACUGCUCUGUGCCGGCGAUGGCAGACCCGGGGCAAACACAGAACUUUCGUCAAGGACCUGAGCCCCUACGUCCUCCACGGCCAGCCUUAUCAGCCACUCAGUCCCCCACCACCAUCCAGGGAAGGUUUCAGCAUCAAGUCCCUGUUAGGGGACCCUGGGAAAAGAUCAACAUGGUCCCAGCAGCCUGAACUAGCUGGACAGAGCAGCCUAGCUCAGGCAGGCACCUGGUCCAAGGGGGGAGAAGGGAUGUGCACUGUACCCCCUAACUCCUCUGAGAAGUCUCUGUGGCCCCUCUGCUCCCUUCCUGGGCCCACAAGAAUAGAGGGUGAAUCUUCCCAAGGGGAAGUCAUCAGGCCCUCUCCCCUUUCCCCAGAGCAAGGCACCUGGCCUGUCCAUUUACUUCAGGGUUCCCCAGAUCCCAUGGGAAUGUCCAACAGGGGGUGCAGAGCUCCCUUGUGGGGACAGCUACCCACUUCUUACUUGCCCGUCUACACUCCCAAUGUAGUAAUGCCCUUGGCCACACCACCUCCCACUUCUUGUUCCCAGUGUCCAUCUUCAACCAGUCCAGCCUACUGGAGUGUAGCCACUAAAUCCCAAGAGUCCCAGGACCUGCUCUGUGAUCUAGAUUCCCUCUUCCAGGGAGUACCACCCAACAAGAGCAUCUAUGAUGUGUGGGUCAGCCACCCUCGGGACCUGGCUGCUCCUGCCCCGGGCUGGCUGCUCUCCUGGUACAGCCUGUAAUAGUUCAAGGCAGGCAGGGGCUGCUUUUCCCUUCCACCCCUGGAUACCAUUUUGAUGGGAGAACCAGAGCCAGGAGCACGUCCACAACAACAGCUUUAAAACACCAGGCACAGCCUUGCUGAAAACCCACAACUUUAAUUGGGUUACUCCAGAAAGGUUGCCUCUGCUAGAUAUGACAGGUCUGGCCAAUCAUGCCUUCGACUCUCCCACACACAGGGACCGGGUCUGGAGAAAGCGCUCAGGCGAGAGUAGUGCUUCUUUUCUUGAUCUCACCUUCUCAGGCCUUCAUGCCAUCCAUCUAUCCAUCCCUCUGUCACCACGCCUUCCUGGCUCCAGGCUGGGGGAGGGAGAGCCAAAGCGGGUCCAAUCUGAAGUCUCCCCCCCCCCCACCUCAGCUGCCUGGGUAGGAGGUAGCACCUUUUGGGGGGAAGGGUUAGGAAAUGAAAGACUGGACCCUACAUGAUUUGUGGGGGAUGGAAGUAGGGGAGAAGUUAACAGUAAAGGAAUUUACAACACUUUAAUUCCAAGUCUGAUAUUGGGGGCAGGGUGGUGACUUGGGAAACCACUUGGUCUGGGGUCUGGUUCCUGCAGCUCUGGAUCCCCUGCUGUGUGCUGUGAUAAGGGCAAAUGGUGAUAAGGUGAGAGCAGAGGGCCUGUGGCCCACUUGGGGGUGGAAGGGUGGGGGCAAUCAUUUCUCCAAGCACAACAUUCCCUGGCCAGAUCCAGAAGGGCAAGGGGGAAAUUGUGGGGCUCUGGGGGCAGCUAGGGCCUGAGUGUAAAAAGAAAAGAAAAAAAAAAAAAAGG